Molecule: messenger RNA, 2667 nt
Organism: Anneissia japonica
Lineage: Eukaryota; Metazoa; Echinodermata; Crinoidea; Comatulida; Comatulidae
Product: tRNA wybutosine-synthesizing protein 5-like
Exons: 9
Coding region: 166-1179 (337 amino acids)
Biological process (GO): wybutosine biosynthetic process
Molecular function (GO): 2-oxoglutarate-dependent dioxygenase activity; tRNA binding
Source: RefSeq, a predicted model, not a curated record
UGUUUUUUCUGUUUUUUUUUUUCCCGCACUGUGGCUGUGCCGAUAGAAUACAGCAGAUUUUUAGCACUGUGGCAGCAGUGCCGACAGAAAACAGCAGCCUUUUGGCAAUAAACAGCAGCUAUUGUUUUGCGCUGCGGGCAGUAAAAUACAACAAACAAUACAGAUAUGGCUAAAAUACGUGUCUGCAUGUAUGAAAAUGUCGAUGAGGUUGUCUUUAAAUCGUCAAUAUACCCCAAGCGAUUACCAGCUAUUCUUAAAGGAAUUGCGAUAGGACACUGCAAGCAGAAAUGGAACAAAGAAUAUCUAAAAAAAGUGAUUGGUAAAAAUGAGGUGAAAGUUCAUGUUUGCAAAACACCCCAAAUGGAUUUUAUUAGAAAGAACUUCAUUUACAAGACACUAACAUUUGAUGAUUUCAUUGAAAGAGCAUCAAGUGAAAAGCAUCAUGAGUACUUCCUCAGUGAGAUACCCGAUUACGGCAAUUGGAAAAUUACAACUUAUGAAAAGUACCAUCCACCUCAGCCCAACAUAGUGGAGGCUGAGGAUGAGAAGUAUUACCUAAGGUCACUUGGAGAAGAUCCAAGGAAGGAUGUAUCUAAUUUUCAUCAGCUGUUUCCAACACUAUCAAAUGACUUGAAAGAACCCAAGCUUUUUGAUUCAGAAAGUUUUUUUUCUAGUGUCUUGAGAAUUGGAUCUCCUGGAGUACAAUUAUGGACCCACUAUGAUGUAAUGGAUAACAUAUUAAUUCAAGUGAAUGGUAGAAAAAGAGUUGUCCUUUUUAGUCCAAAGGAUGCCCUCAAUCUGUACCUUGUUGGUGAUAAAUCUGAAGUUAUUGAUAUUGAUAAUCCUGAUUAUACUAAAUAUCCAUUAUUUAAAAAUGCUACUUGGCAUGAGUGCCUGCUGGAGCCAGGUGAUGUCCUUUUCAUACCAGCUUUAUGGUUCCAUAAUGUUACAAGCUUAGACUUUGGAGUAGCUGUUAACGUAUUCUGGCGUCAUUUAGAUCCAUCUGCAUAUGACCAUAAGGAUGUAUACGGAAACAAAGACCCAUUGGCGGCAACAAGAGCAAUUCAGAUCGCUGACAGAGCCAUAAAGACUUUGCAUGAAUUGCCAGAUGAUUACAGAGACUUUUACGCUCGUAGAAUUAUUGGCAAAAUUCAAUCUAAAGCAUGCAGUCAGUUUUAAAGAAAAGUCCUUGGACACAAUGUAUAUUAGUUGCUGAUUUGAGGAAUCAGGAAAUGCAAUAUAUGCUCUGUGCUUCUAACCAAAUGUCUGAGGCUCUUCUGAGAAUAUUGACAUGCAUGGAUGAUUAAAAUUAAAUCAAUUAAAAUUAAAUUGGGGCUUAAUGCAGUGGCGGUGCCAGCAGGGUGUCAGAAGGGGAAAAUACCCCCCCCCCCCGGCAGACUUUGACCCGGCCGGGUUAACUCCACAAUCUUUUCCAGUAUAUACGACUGCCCUUGACGGCAACCUCUUCUCUCGUUCUGCCGGAUGUUUACAGAUAAGCUAUGAAGUCCGUCUGAUUAAUAAAUUCAAAUUAAAAAUAAAUCUAUAAUCAUGCCUCUAACAAACUUGUAUUUUUGGUGUUGUGGCUGGCUUUGCAAUACGUUUGCUUAUAUGCCUAGGCAAACCUUCCCAUCAAUAAUCCUUUUUUUCAUUGUCUUUGUCUUUUCUGUUUGGAUUUAUCAAGUUCAAUUUCUCUGUGGUUCAAAAUCUGCCAUUGCCAGUGUAUGUCUGAAAGAUGAAAUAUUACAGAUUACAUGAACGUUUGCAAAGUUUCCUCGCAAUUUGUAGGCUUAGUUGGUGCUCCUUACUAAUUUAUUGAGCUAAUUGGAUUAAAAUUAAUGGCUGUUUUAAGGAAGAAAUGCACCAGUAAAGCCUGCAUUCCAUAAAUUCGUUUCUUUGGAUAAAACAAUACAAGACUAUACAGUAUUGACCUAUUUAUCUUCUUUGAUCCUUCAUGACUUUAAAAUGGCCUCUUGACAGUUCCAAGAAACGAGUCUGUAAACAUUUUUUUGACGACAGCCAUCUUCAUCCAACAUUAUCAAUUCACAGUAAGGUGUAGACACUGGCUUGUGAAUUUUUUUGACUGUUUUGAUCUUAAGAUGAGAAGUUAAACAUCGCUAUCUUUCUUUUAUUGGCAACUCCAAUACUUCCCUUGGUUUCUCUUUCUUUCCUGGCUUUGUUGAUUGUUGCAGGUUCAUUUUCACUAAACCAAAGAGUAUAGAUAGUCCAAGCGCAUUGGUGUUUAACCUGGAAAUGCCUCGUAACAAGCUGAAUUUUUCAGGAUAGGUCCAGAAACAUGAGUAAAAUAACAUACUAAAAAUCCUCCUGGAGCUUUGAAGAUGGCGUCUAAAGUGGUCGCCAUUUUAAAAUUUUAUUAUAACUUCAUAACCAAUAUAAGUACGGGAAAUAAACGACAGCGCCACCAACGUAAUCAAUUAAUGAGCUAUCGUUAAUGUCAACUAUCAAUGAACACAUGUAUCUCUUUGAACAAUUUAAGAAAAUGGUUAGGCUAGCUUUCCUUUUACACUGAAUUAUGCCUUUGUUAAUAAUGUAAUUAGCCAAUGACACACUUGCUAAUUCGGUAUGGUUUCUAUGUUUCCUUACUUCUUGAAAACCAAUCAAAUACUUCAAUUGACUGUUCAACUACUAUAAACCGUCAACAUAUGGAAA